Talaromyces rugulosus is the source of this 726-nucleotide messenger RNA. RefSeq lists its product as uncharacterized. Bases 1 to 726 code for a protein of 241 amino acids. Gene Ontology annotation, biological process: protein folding. The record is from RefSeq and is a predicted model, not a curated record. The transcript has 4 exons. Gene Ontology annotation, cellular component: cytoplasm. NCBI's taxonomy places the organism in Eukaryota, Fungi, Ascomycota, Eurotiomycetes, Eurotiales, Trichocomaceae.
AUGGAUAUGCCCGUGAAUGUCCCCGUUGACAAUCCGAAUGCAGACACUGAAUGGAAUGAUAUUCUUCGCAAGCACGGCGUCAUCCCCGAAAAGCCACCGUCCCCCACCCCGAUAAUCCAAGAAGCCAUUCUCGAGGCCGAGCGAAAAGCCCAUGAGAACCGACUCGAAGAUAAAGAUCUCGACGAGCUAGACGCUCUUGAAGAUGAAGAGGACGAGGAAUUUCUGGAGCAAUACAGGAAGAAGCGAGUGGCAGAGAUAGCAACGUUACAAAAAGCAAGCGUCUACAACCAAGUGUAUCCGCUCCAAAAGACAGACUAUGCCCGGGAAGUGACCGAGGCUUCAUCCGAUGCAUUUGUAUUGGUGAAUCUAACGUCGAUGGGGGGCAAUGUCGAGUCUCGUGUCCUAAGUGAGAUAUGGCGACAGCUGGCCGCCAAAUACGGAGAUGUCAAGUUCUGUGAGAUCAGAGGAGACAUGUGCAUAGAGGGCUAUCCCGAGCGCAAUACGCCUACCAUUCUUGCUUAUAAAGACGGAGAGAUUCAAAAACAAUACGUGACUCUACGCGAACUCAAGGGAGUGAGGACGAAGGUCGAGGACGUGGAAAAAGUUCUUGUUGAUAUCGGAGCUGUCAAAGAAGGCGAUCUCCGUCUCCGAAAACAAAAUGAUUCCGACUAUAGCGACCAUGAAACAAACAAGCCCGAGGACGAGGACGAUGACGACUGGGAUUGA